AUGUCUCUUGGUUCGCCGUUUUACACGACAUGCAUCGUUUUUUCUCUCUGCUGCCUUUGCUUGAACCCACAUACCUACAUUCUUCUCCGUGUGUCUUGUCUUGUCUCGUCUUUUUUGCCCUCCCAUCCUGCUCUUUUGCCAACCUGCGUCGGCCAAGUCCGUGCCCCCUUGAGUUUAUCGGACUGUUCUCUCCUUUCGUUUCUCCGCAAGUAUCGACCCUGGCUACCAUAG
Colletotrichum abscissum is the source of this 231-nucleotide messenger RNA. RefSeq lists its product as uncharacterized. The transcript has a single exon. The record is from RefSeq and is a predicted model, not a curated record. Bases 1 to 231 code for a protein of 76 amino acids. Lineage: Eukaryota; Fungi; Ascomycota; Sordariomycetes; Glomerellales; Glomerellaceae.